Messenger RNA from Cutaneotrichosporon cavernicola, 543 nucleotides. RefSeq lists its product as uncharacterized. Bases 1 to 543 code for a protein of 180 amino acids. The record is from RefSeq and is a predicted model, not a curated record. NCBI's taxonomy places the organism in Eukaryota, Fungi, Basidiomycota, Tremellomycetes, Trichosporonales, Trichosporonaceae. The transcript has 2 exons.
AUGCUCCUCCUCAACGCAAUCACAGCCCUCUUCAGCAUCACCGCCCUGGCGGCCCCCGCUUCGCUCUCCAUCAACGAGCCGCGCGCGACGCUCAAAGAGCGCGCCAGCCCGAUCCGGAUCCACCUCUCCUCCAACCCCAAAGUCUGUCUCGGCUCAUGGUUCCACGAGAAUGGCGGCCCAGUCCAGCUCGUCAAGUGCACUGACCCAGCGUCCAAGUUACGGGUUGAAGGCGACAUGUUCCGCUUUGGCGCACCCCCGGGCGGCCCGACAUGCCUCGACGUGGCCAAAGGCGACCCCACGAACCCGGCCCAGAACUGGGAGUGUAACCCCGAUAACCCCAACCAGCAGUUUGUUUGGUAUGGUUCGGGAACCGGCAGCAUGAACUUUGGCUGGCGGGGGCCAGGACAGUACUGCCUCACGGUCACCCCUUCUUGGAUAUACAAUGACGGGCCGGUCCUGGCGGGACAGAAUGUCGGUUUCACGCCGUGUGACCCCAACGACAGCCUGCAGAAGUGGGAGUGGAGCGAGUACUGGGACUUUUAG